AACUAGGAUAUCGACGCGUGAGAGACAAGAAGCUCACAAAACCAGAAUGGGUCACCUCAACAAGGCGGGAGCCAUUCCCAUGAUGCAUCUCCAGGAGUUUCGUCUUGUCUCUGUUGAGGGCUUGGAGCCCAAUCAGAGACUCAUCGUUAAUGAAAUUUUUAAUGAAGGUGAUCUUGUUGAUAUCUCCGGAAAAUCUAUCGGCAAGGGCUUCCAAGGUGGGAUCAAAAGGCAUAAUUUCCGGCGAGGUCCGAUGACUCACUGUUCAAAGAGUCACAGAGCUUUGGGUUCCAGUGGAGCUGGAACAACGCCUGGACAUGUUUAUAAAGGGAAGAAGAUGCCUGGAAGGAUGGGAGGAACGAAGACGAAGAUCAGGAAGCUUAAGAUUAUGAAGAUUGAUAAUGAACUCAGGUUUGUGAUUGUCAAGGGUGCGGUUCCUGGGAAGCCUGGGAAUCUUCUGCGGAUUACGCCGGCCAAGAUUGUGGGGAAGAACAUACCCAAGAAUUAGCAACUCCAAUGUGUUUCAUGUUGUGUUCUGUUUUUUA
Molecule: messenger RNA, 542 nt
Organism: Telopea speciosissima
Lineage: Eukaryota; Viridiplantae; Streptophyta; Magnoliopsida; Proteales; Proteaceae
Product: 50S ribosomal protein L3, chloroplastic-like
Exons: 2
Coding region: 47-505 (152 amino acids)
Biological process (GO): translation
Cellular component (GO): ribosome; chloroplast envelope
Molecular function (GO): structural constituent of ribosome
Source: RefSeq, a predicted model, not a curated record